Messenger RNA from Racocetra fulgida, 489 nucleotides. Lineage: Eukaryota; Fungi; Glomeromycota; Glomeromycetes; Diversisporales; Gigasporaceae. The record is from the annotation of a GenBank genome assembly.
AAUGUCUCCGACCUGAAGCCCAAGACUGUGAGAUCGAGCACCUGUUGGAAGCUCCAAGCAGCUGGACUGUGAUAUUCGAUAAUCCGAUCGUGAGGAAUGAAUUAAGUACUGUGAUGACCACCCCCGAUGAUAAAGUGUGGUGUUUGAAGCCUGCUGAAGGUGAAAAGCUGGGUGGAAUUGAAGUCAAAAAGGACAAAAAUGAUGGAAUUAGAGUUGAAAAGAGCCAACCCAAGGCCCCCACCUACCAAGAAUCAGCGGAAAUGGGUCAAAAAGAUAAAGAAAUACAAACCUCAUCCAUAAAGCUUAAAUAUGUCGACGAUGAUGAAACCGAUGACGAAAAUGAAUCAUGUGAACGGUAUUGGAAAGACGCUGAAGAUUACAAAUUAGAUAGACAGUUCGACUCUGGUGGACCUUGUUACCAGAAUGAGCGCCGUCUUGAAAAUGAGAGUUUUCCCCCUAAACAAUUCCGUGGUUAUAAUGCUUCUUCCA